Molecule: messenger RNA, 335 nt
Organism: Moneuplotes crassus
Lineage: Eukaryota; Ciliophora; Spirotrichea; Euplotida; Euplotidae
Source: the annotation of a GenBank genome assembly
UUAUUAACAAAAAUGAAUCCAUUGUUUUCAUGCUGUGCAUACUAUUGCACUGGAGUCUCAAUCGUUGGGAUCUUCUUUUACUCAGUCAUCUUGAUCUUCUUGGCCACGAAUAAUCAAUACUUGCUAUUCCAGGAAGAAGAAAAGAAAACUGACAGAAUGAUCGCAGUCGGAAUAGCCAUGGGACUCCAAGCAGUGUGCAUCGUAGGGUACUGAACUUGCCUUUACUUCACUAAAGGAAAAGGAGAAGAUGAGGUUCAACAAAGAGAGAGGCCAGUGUUUGCUGCAUAUAAUGAUGAAGAUGAAUAACUUAUUUUGAUAAAUAAAUUGCAGUAUAC